GUCAUUUUUUGAGCAACAACGCAACGCGGCUUGCUUGCUUGUUUUCAGUUUUUGAAUUGAUACUUGUAAUUAUGAAUAAUUCUUACUAAAUAGUGCAAGUGCAAUUUAUAUUACGCUUUGUUAUAAGUAAAUUAUUUUACAUAAUACAUUUUAGCAAUAAUGGCUGGAAGAGCCAAAAAAGCUGCAGCAGCCCCUAAAAAAAAUGGGUAUAAAAUGCCCGCUCCUAUUCCUGUUGGAGAAGUUAUUCACAAUACGAUCGCCAAAAAGAAGUGGCGGAUAGGGCCAUCUAUUGGUGUCGGUGGUUUUGGGGAAAUAUACUCUGCGUGUGAACAUGAAAACUCGCCCAAGAAGGGUUCUAACUAUCCGCUUGUUGUGAAGAUUGAACCACAUGAAAAUGGGCCUUUAUUUGUUGAAAAACAUUUUUAUGUCAGAAAUGCAAGCAGUGAAGAAAUAUCUAAAUACAUGAAGGCCAAAAAGCUGAGUAGCUUAGGAAUGCCAUCAUAUUAUGGAAAUGGAUCACAUGAGUACAAAGGCGAGAAGUACAGGUACUUAGUGUUGGAGCGCUACGGCAAGGACGUGUGGAGCAUCUUCAAGGAGAGCGGGCGCUCGUUUCCACCUGCUACGGUGUUCCUUUUGGGUUUGCAAAUGCUAGAAGUUCUAGAAUACAUACACAGUCGAGGCUAUGUGCAUGCAGACAUCAAAGGAGCCAACAUUCUCAUGGGCUUGCGGAAGGGCACAGAGAACCAAGCAUACCUUGUUGACUUCGGAUUGGCCACACGAGUUAAUGAGAAAGACUUCAAGCCUGACCCUAAGUCUGCACAUAAUGGCACUAUUGAGUAUACAAGCAGGGAUGCUCAUCAAGGAGUGGCAACUAUGAGAGGAGACCUGGAAAUCUUGGGUUACAACAUGUUGCAGUGGCUGGUAGGAGAAUUACCUUGGGAAAAGUCCCUCAAGGUGCCAAAGACAGUGCAAGACAUGAAGGAGGCAUUCUUGAAGAAUGUGAGGAGUAACAUCAUGAAGCAGUACAGCAAUGUUCCUGAUGCUCUGAUCAAAUUUUUUGAAUACAUAAACACAAUGAAACCAAAAGACGUACCUGAUUAUACAAAAUGUCGGCAACUCUUCGAAGGCUAUCUCAAGAGUGAAGGGAAGAACAGAAGUAGCAAACUGGAUUUUUCACCGAACAAAAAGGGAAAAACAAAUAAGAAAUUGUUAGAUGACGAAGAUGCCACAGAUAGUGAUGUUGGUAAAAAAAAGAAAGCAAAUGGUGUAGCACCUAAAGUAGUUAAGCGAGGCAGGAAACCAAAAGCAAAAGAAAUUAGCAAAGAUACUGAAUCUGAUGAGGAUGCAUCUGAAGAUGCAGAUUCUGCAGAAGAGGAAGUUGUUCCAAAGAAAGGCAAACAAAACGGGUCUUCACCAAAAGUUGUGAAAAGAGGUAGAAAACCAAAAGCAAAAGAAUCAAGUCCAGAAAUUGAAAAUGAAGAACCUAAUGAAAGCACAGAUGCUAAAGUAGUUAGUAAAAAGAGGAAAUCCUUGGAACCAGUUCUUUUGGUCAAAAUGAAAAAAGCAAAGCUUGCGCCGAAAGCGACGCCACCUGCCAAAAAGAACCAUGCUAACAUAGCGACGCAGACCUCGGGAGGUAAGUGUAGACGGAGUCCCAGGCAAGUGUCGUUUGACAGUCCGAUUUGUGAAAUUAUUGGCGAAAAGAAGCCCCUCAAGAUAUCCAAAGACGAUGAGUCUGUGAAUUCAAGUGGAGACAUUUUCGAUGAUUCAUUCACCAUAGAAGAGAAACGUAUAAAGCCCAAGAAGAGACUUUUGUCUGACGAAGAAGUGGUGGUUAAGAGAGUAGUAAAAAAGAAGGUCACCACAGUAAAGCCGAAAGGUAGGUCGUAUAAAGACUGCCCCACAAUUAUCAAUGGUAGAUCACCGCCUAAGUGAAUUGAGUGAGUAUUGAUAAGAAUAUGCUCAAAACCCAUGAUGAUCAUAGUAUUGUUAACUGAAAUUCAAUAGUCUUAUCAUUUUAAUUUAUUUGUUUUUAGACGACUCCACCUCUUGGACCAUUUAUGCACAGACCAUUGUAAAUCAGAAUUAAUAAUAAAGAGGCAACACAUUUUAGUAAUAAUAAUAUUGUAACUCAACUAAUGGCCUGUUGUUAAUUUUAAAUCAAUGAACUUACACAUUGCUUGAUUUUUUUAACGAAGUAAUUAAAUCUUUACACACUUUUUGCUUUUUCUCGCGUAUAUUAGAGUGCCAUGAUAAAAAAAUUUAGUACAAAGUAAUAGGCGAUGCUAUCAAAAUUGAUAUCAGCUGUACUGUCACAAAUAUAACCAAACACACAAGAUGCAGUCCUCAUUGAAAUUGUAAUUUUAUAUUUUUGUACGGGAUAUGGCACAUCAACCUUAGUUGUAAUAAGGUUACACACAUUACA
Ostrinia nubilalis (European corn borer) is the source of this 2425-nucleotide messenger RNA. RefSeq names its product serine/threonine-protein kinase VRK1-like (gene ball). The transcript is spliced from 6 exons. NCBI's taxonomy places the organism in Eukaryota, Metazoa, Arthropoda, Insecta, Lepidoptera, Crambidae. Bases 160 to 1935 code for a protein of 591 amino acids. Gene Ontology annotation, biological process: signal transduction; peptidyl-serine phosphorylation. Gene Ontology annotation, molecular function: protein serine/threonine kinase activity; ATP binding. Gene Ontology annotation, cellular component: cytoplasm; nucleus. The record is from RefSeq and is a predicted model, not a curated record.